GGGAUAAAUUAAUAUCAUCAUCAUGAAUGAUUGAUUUUUAAGUAAUUAUGUGUAAUUUAUUAAUAAAAAUAAUUUAUCUUUAAUGUAUUACAAAUUAGACAUAAAAUCUAACCAUAAAAAUUAUCAGAUUUCAAUCAGAAAUUUGUAGUCUAACUGAGAAUUAUAGUGUUAUAUAAAGUGUAGAGUGGACUAUAAUUCAUUUAAAAUUGAAUAAUUUAGACAGUUGAAAUAGAAAAUAUAAAGUGGUACACUAUCCACUUAAAUAAGUAUAGAUAUAUUACAUAUGAAGUAAUUUAAAUAAAUAACAGUUAAUAUAACAAAAGUGUGGUUAUAACUAAUAACUGAGAAGAUGCUCUCUAAAUGUAUUCUAUGUCACAGAUUCAACAGAAUAAAACCUACAUCUUUUAAUCCUAUGCAUAUUCCUUCUUAUCGAUAUGCUAACAACAACUUUAUAGUUCUUGGUAUUGAGACAUCAUGUGAUGAUACUGGCACUGCAAUAAUUGAUAAAAAGGGAAAUUUAUUUGCUGAAACGCUAUUGUCACAAAAUGUUAUACAUCUCCGGUAUGGUGGUGUUAAUCCAUUGAUUGCCAGAGAUCUGCAUCGUGAUAAUAUAGAAAGGGCAGUAAAUGAAACAGUUAUGAAAGCAAAACUGCAAUUUCAAGAUAUUGAUGCCAUUGCAGUAACCGUCAAGCCUGGUUUAUUGUUUAGUUUGCAAAUUGGUGUAAAAUAUGCUAAGUAUUUAUCAAAAAUAUAUCACAAACCUUUAAUACCUAUACAUCAUAUGGAAGCACAUGCAUUAGUGGCAAGGAUGUAUAACAAUAUAGAUUUUCCUUUUCUCGCCUUGUUAAUAUCAGGUGGUCAUUGUUUAUUAACAUGUGUAAGAGGUACAGAUGAUUUUCUUCUACUUGGGGAUACUUUAGAUAAUGCUCCUGGUGAAGUACUUGAUAAAGUAGCAAGAAGGAUGAAACUAAGAAAUAUACCAGAUUAUUCUCAACUACCAGGUGGAAGGGCUGUGGAAUUAGCAGCAGAGAAAGCCAAAACUUUUGAAGUAUUUGAAUUUCCUUUACCACUCCAUAAACAAAGGGACUGUAAUUUUAGUUUUAGUGGGUUAAAAGAUGCAUUUUCUAGACAUUUAUAUAAAAAAGAGUCUGAGCAUAACAUUAAAGGUGAUGAAAUUAUUCCAGAAGUGAAUGAAUUGUGUGCUUCAUUUCAAUAUGCUGUUGCAAAGCAUAUUGUCCACAGGGCAGAGAGAGCUUUAAAGUUUUGUAUAUUACGUAAUUAUAUUCCUGUAGAUAACAGUACUUUAGUAGUGUCUGGAGGAGUUGCUUCAAAUAAUUUCAUUUUUAAAUGUUUGCAAUGUAUGGGGAAUGCAAUGAAGUGUAAUGUAUUACGACCACCCCCCAAAUUAUGCACUGAUAACGGAAUUAUGAUUGCCUGGAAUGGCAUUGAGAAAAUUAAUAGUGGUUAUCCUUUGACAGACAUGGAAUUAAUAGAUAUUGAUCCAAUUGCACCUCUUGGUGUCAAUGUCAAAGAUGAAGUAAGAUAUGAUAAUAUUCAUGUUAAGUCUACAAGAUUAAAAAAUAUGUUUAUAUCAGCAUAAA
This is a messenger RNA of Pieris napi, 1601 nucleotides long. Its product is annotated as probable tRNA N6-adenosine threonylcarbamoyltransferase, mitochondrial. The coding region runs from base 350 to 1600 and encodes 416 amino acids. Lineage: Eukaryota; Metazoa; Arthropoda; Insecta; Lepidoptera; Pieridae. Gene Ontology annotation, cellular component: mitochondrion. Gene Ontology annotation, biological process: tRNA threonylcarbamoyladenosine modification. The transcript has a single exon. The record is from RefSeq and is a predicted model, not a curated record.